Frieseomelitta varia is the source of this 2066-nucleotide messenger RNA. RefSeq names its product protein MLP1-like. Bases 372 to 1862 code for a protein of 496 amino acids. The record is from RefSeq and is a predicted model, not a curated record. Lineage: Eukaryota; Metazoa; Arthropoda; Insecta; Hymenoptera; Apidae. The transcript is spliced from 3 exons.
UGUGUAAAUUCACUUUUAACGCGAGCAAGUGCUCGUUUAAGUGCAGAUUGCGUGCGAUGCACACGCAAAAUACGAAGUAACAUUUAAUUAUACCACGGGUGAUGUACAUAAUUUGUAAUUGACACAUGUCAUGCCCAGUGUGUUUUCGUAUUAACGUAAUAAUAAAAGAAUUAGAAAUUUUAUGAACGUAAAGUAUGUGUAAUAUAUAUAUUUUGUCAGACUGAAAAACGUCAUGAAACUGGCAGUACCGUAUCUACAUAUGCGGACGUUGUAAAAUUGACUUAUAACCUACUUGUAAUAUGUUGCAUUUAUCAAGAGAGAAUUUUGGGAAAUUGCAUUAUUCACGUUAAAUUGCUGUAUAAUUCAGAACAAUGGACAACUUAUCUGAUUCACUCAAAGGAGAAUUGGAUUCUGUUACGUCGACAGAUUCUCUGCAAUUAAUAACCGACGAAUUCCACAUUAGACAUUUAUCAACGCCGGACGUUUCGAACAUAGAGUUAUCGAAGCGUGUUGCAUUGCUGGAGUUGGAGAACGAACGGCUUCGAAUAGAUUUAGAGAACAUGCGUAUUGAACUUAAUGCCAGAAUUGCAGCCAACGAAGGACUCAAGGGCAAAAUAACGGAACUGUACGUAGAAAUGCAGCUGGUCGUUCAGGAGAAACAGAAAUUACAAAAUACACUGACAGACGUAAGAAAUCAUUUAGAUGCAUCGGAAGCAUCUGUGAAAUGGUACAAAUCUCAAGUGUACGACCUACAAGCGAGCAAAAAAACUUUGCAGUUGGAAAUUGAUACUUAUCAAAGAAUUCUGCAGCGAAGACAGCAAACGAUAGCAAGUAUAAAUGCCAGGUACAAGCAAUUGAACAUAGAUUAUAUGGAACUUCUUCAAAAACAUCAAAAAGAGAAGCAAGAUUUAGAAUGCGAAGUACAAAAUUUAAAGACGCAAAAUCAGUCGAAUAGUAUUUCAGAACCUUUGGAUGUCAGUACAUCCAGUUCUCCAGAUGUCUCCACGAAAUUAGAAUUAACGGAAGAUGAACUAAGAGGUACGAGAACGGAGUUGAAAACAUUGGAAAAACGACUGUUAAGCAAUGAAGUUUCCAAAGCAUUGAUGGAAAACGCUUUGGCUAAGCAACGUAUAUUGAUUGCAACUAUGGAAGAGAAUAUACAGAAAUGUGAAACUGAAAAGAAUCAAACUGCUGAUACAUUACGUAAGACGCAACUUGAAAUUCAAAAGUUGAAAUCUGAGAAUGAAACAUUGCAGACUACUCUGUUUUCUUCCAAGCAGGAACAAAGUCAGAUAGAAGAUGCAAUCUUCCAGUUGCGGUUACAGUUAACUAAAAUGAUUGCACAGUACAAACUUUUGAAAUCAAAAAAUGUGGAAGCAGAAGAAAAAUUGAAUUCCAUGCAAGAUGUAAUGAAUGAAAAUAAACAUUUAAAGACAUUAUCAUAUGAAGCCAAUACUGCUUUAAUCAGAAAACUUCGACAAGAAAAACGAAAAGUUAAAAAUCUACAAAAUAAACUUCAUGGAAUUCAAAUAAAGGGUCAUUUAACCACUAUGAAAAAUAAAGUGGAAAUUUCUUUACAUGAGUGUCUAAAACAGGUUUUAACGAGAAAUAAAGAUUUAAAAGAUCAAUUGAAGGCACUAGCAAAAAAUUCAGAUGAAAGUAUUGAUGAAGGAUAUGGUGACAACAGUAUUGUUAGUUCUGUUUCUAUAGACAUUCCAUCACCGAAAUCCAUCAAUCCAGUAUUAUUAAAUGCAGCUUCUAAUAUUUUGCUGCAAUGUAAGGAUCUAUUUAAACCAAUACACACAGAACUUGAACAAUUGAAAUUAAAACUUAAUAAAGUAAAGGAACAAUGCAAUACAUAGUAUUUAAUUAUCUUUUAAGUUAUUAAUUAUUUUAAUCAUUUAAUAAUUCUAUUGUAAAUUAUUUUAUUAUAUAACCAUCAAAGGAGGUGGCUGGCAAAGUUAAUUAAAUUGUAAAUAUAUUAAAUUAUUAUUAUUCUUAUAAAUUGACUGUUACAAUUGUUCUAAGUUGAAAAUUAAUUGUAUAAAUGUUUUAUCAAAAUUAAC